Messenger RNA from Cylicocyclus nassatus, 988 nucleotides. The record is from the annotation of a GenBank genome assembly. NCBI's taxonomy places the organism in Eukaryota, Metazoa, Nematoda, Chromadorea, Rhabditida, Strongylidae.
ACAGCAUCUCUUCCUAAUAGAGUUGCUUCAGAUUGACUGAUGCAGUUACUGGUGUAUUUUGCUAUCGUUCUUUCUGUUUAUUCCUACCGGAUUUUGCAUUCAGAAAACCUGAGGCUUUCAAAAAUUUGCGGAAGUUUACAGUAUAAGAGAGCGCACUACAAGUCGUUCGGAGGGAGAAAGGUGCGUAAAGACGAGUAUCCUUGGUUGGUCAUUCUCAAAUAUAAAUAUGAAAAUGGUAACAAGUUCAUAUGCAGUGGAGCUCUCAUUUCUCGAAGGCACAUUGUCACAGCUGGGCAUUGUGUCACAGCACAAACGCCGCGUGACAAGACGCAGUGCAACAAGAGGAAAGAAGACAGAAAAUACGAUCGCGAUGUUCUAAGAAGAAAGAGCCUUUGGUUUAUUUACGUGAGAAGAUGCUCCUUUGGAAGAGGGUGUAAAACCGAGCUCAGAACACCGGGCAAGAUUAUUUUGCAUCCUGAUUGGGACGACUGCGACGAUUCGAAUGACUUUGCCAUCAUCGAACUUGAGCGUGAUCUCCCAAAGGAUGAGGCCUUUCCAAUAUGUCUACCUAGAAAAAAUGUGGUAUUGAGAGCCUCUAUGAAAGCUGCAGGAGCCGGCCUUGAUUCAUCACUUCUACAUGAUCAAUACUCCAAAGGUCUUCAAGUGAUCUCUACUAAUGUGGUGAACGAAAAUCCUAAUAGCAGCGAGAUCGAAACGAACAGUAGAACGGCUUCGUUGUGCGCAGGAGAUAGUGGCGGGCCGCUCUUUCAUUUGGAAGGCAGUAGAGCCGUACUUAUGGGAGUAGCCGUUACGAUAAAGCCUUCUUGUAGUAAAGCGAAUCCGGAAAGGAUCAGCGAAAAUUACUUCACUGACGUUCGAACACAUAUACAAUUCAUCUGCCAUAAAACAGGCGUAUGCCCCGUAUACAAACGAACAUGAUGCAAAAUGGCUACAAACUUCUGGCAAGGUGAUAACAAUAAAGUGCUGC